Messenger RNA from Toxorhynchites rutilus septentrionalis, 3498 nucleotides. RefSeq lists its product as uncharacterized. Gene Ontology annotation, cellular component: membrane. Gene Ontology annotation, biological process: monoatomic ion transport; transmembrane transport. The transcript has 4 exons. The coding region runs from base 270 to 3497 and encodes 1075 amino acids. The record is from RefSeq and is a predicted model, not a curated record. Gene Ontology annotation, molecular function: protein binding; monoatomic ion channel activity. Lineage: Eukaryota; Metazoa; Arthropoda; Insecta; Diptera; Culicidae.
UAAAUUCUCUUUCGUGGGGGAACCCCCACGACUGACUUAGCUCUCUCGCUAUCCACAAUUCUCUCGUUUAGGUUCCCCCCAGCGAGACGGCUAAACAACUCCUUCCACGCAGUUCUCGAUCUCUCGCGGAAAAAGCUGGUUCAGUUUCGGUUCAAUGAGCGUAUCCACUUGAUUGACUAAUAAUCAAUUCGCUUCUGUCAAACCCGUGUUUACUAUUAUGACAGUGAUUGGAAGAAUCGAGCGAACGAAUAGUGCUGCACAUUUCAGAUAUGAAUAAUUUAACUACGGGUCGUGCGGUGAACACGCAAAUGGCUCCAGAGCAUACCACUGCCGAGGCAACGUGUUUGGUGCUGGAGUCAACGCGACAGACGAAGCGCCUGGAUCGGAAGAAUCUGCAGAUUCAUCUCCAGACCGCUCUAGAGGACAUACUCAGUGAACCCAGCAACGAGGAUGGCGUGCUGAAGUUGGAACUUCUAUUGCAAGACAGCCGCUUCAAGACGCUACAUGAUCUGAUCGAGGAAAUGAAGCACUGGGACACGCUGACAACCAUCCCGGAGCCGAAGAGUUUUCUCUUUAACGCCAAGCUGCAGCCCUUUCUUGAAAGAAUGCUAAAAAACAUCGACGACUAUCGGCCCUACUUGGUCUGUCUGAUAUCACGUUUCGGUGCUGUGAACGAGAAAAUAGCACCGGAAAUGAACACCCCUCUGCACUACGCCGUCGAUGCGCUCAACAUUAGCUUCGUGGAGUGGCUACUGGCGCAGCCGGAUCUCGACAUAAACAGCCGCAACAAACAACGCAAGACGGCGUUGUUUCUGCUGUGCGAACUGUAUGAUGCCGCUGUGAACAGUCCCCGGUUCAAGAAACGGACCCUGCAGACAGCGAAGAAUCCGAUCCAGGUGGGGGAUAUUCGAAAGUGCAUCCUGCUGCUGUUGGAGGGCGGAGCGGAUUUCAAUGUGAGUAGCGAUAGGUUGAAGCUGCCGUUCGAGCUCCUGAUGCGGAAUCGUUCCGACGAGAAUGAACAGUUUAUGGAGCAGUGUGUCAGGAAGUUCGGUUUCGGUAUUGCUAUCGGGAAAACCAAUCAGCUGAAGCAGCGUGUGGUAGGAUUCUAUCGGGAAACGGGGACGGUUAGGGUGACCGUGGAGUUGUUGGAGAUUUAUUUGCGAUUCGAGGAUCAGGAUAGUUUCGUGAGGGAGUUUGAGCGGUUCCGAGUUGACAAUAGGAAUGUUAGGGAAGUCAUAAUACUUCUGCUGCACACAGCAGUGGAGCUGGAUCUUGAAGCGUGCGUGAAGAGGAUUGUGGACAGCGCUGGUAAGAAAAUUUUCCAAGUAGAGAAAAAGCGGAAAUCGAACUUGAGGCGCGUCUGUGAUCCCGGGAAUGAAGUUGAUGCGAAUUCAUCCGAAAUGACGCACAGACUAGAGUUGAAGGGUUUACUGAAAAAAGCUUGCGAGAGUGGUAAUGUCGCAACGUUAACGCUCCUGUUGGGCAAUAUUACCGAUCGGGUGCUGAUCAAUGACGAUCCGAUUCUUGUGUUCACUUUAAAUCGGGCCCGCGAGCUGUGGAAGCGUGAAGAGGAACGAGAUAAGGUGCUUGAAUGUGCUGAUCUUCUUGCGAAUGAUCAGAAAGUUUAUCUUACUCGUACCGAUAAUAACGGGAACACUGCUCUCCACAGUGCCCUGAAAUUUGGGUUCACAAAUAUAGCACUUACGCUGCUCGAGCAAAAGUAUGCUUUCUUGGGAGUACGAAACAAAGAUAAUCUGACACCACUGGAUUACGCCAGGUAUGAGUUCUGGAGUGUGUACUUCGAUCGGUGUGUAUCGGUUGACAUGAGGCGGUCCUAUUAUGAUCGAUCCGAAGUACGUUUCAAUUUGAAUGGGUUCGAUCCGUACAUUUUCAAGAAGGAGCGAUCGAAGAAAUCUUCUCCCAAAGAUCGCAGCGAGCCGAAUCUCUGGCGCAUCGUUGAGAAAGCCUCCGCGUCCAAUGUGACUCACGAGCAUGAGCAAACGUUCGUGACGGAGAUGGAUCCCAUCAAAAUAAUUUCGAAAUCGAAGGAUUUGAAGCGGCUGCUCAUUCAUCCCGUAGUUUACACCUUCAUCUUAGUGAAAUGGUUGAGAUUGACCAAAUGGAGUUAUCUGAAUCUUCUGUGUACGCUCGCAACGGUCAUCUGUUUCGGUUGGCAUUCGCUGGACUCCUGCAAUGGGGGCGGUUUCUCGAUUCCAUUAAUGGUGCUAUCGUUCAUAGGGGCUAUUUUCAUGAUAUGCAGAGAAAUCACGCAAUUUCUAUUUCUACGAUUCAACUAUUUCCUUUCGUUCGAAAAUUAUGUUGACAUAACCACAAUCAUCCUGAUGCUGUAUGUCAUGUUCAGUGGUUGCAAUUCGAUAAUAUCUUCCCUAACCGUCAUCGCAUUUGCAAUGCAACUGACAGUCCUUAUCGGUUCACUCCCGUUCAACAGCCUUUCAAUUUAUAUGCACAUGUUCCAAGCUGUUGCUGUCAAUUUCCUGAAAAGUUUCUUGCUCUUCAUUCCCCUUCUUGGCGCCUUCACCUUCAGCUUUUUCCUGUCAUACAACGACGAAACAGUCCCGCGUGCGACUCCACCGGACGACAAUCAGUUCAACAAUUUCGGAACCUUCUCGGAUGCGGCAUUGAAAACACUGGUCAUGACGACGGGUGAAUUCGAAGCGGCCGCCGUGGACUUUGGCGGUGGCAAAAUCUUUAUUUUCGCUCUGUUCAUAUUCUUCGCUCCGAUCGUCAUCCUGAACCUGAUCAACGGUCUUGCCGUUAGCGACAUCACCGCGAUCAAAGAAGAGGCCGAACUGAUCAGCAUUACCAAGAAGGUACUCAUUCUGGAUCGGUACGAGCGUGGCCUGCGGAACAUACCCUUCGGGCUGGUGCGGAAGGCCUUCCCUAGUGCGUUCUUCGAGAACCACUCGUACGUGGUGGUCGUAAGGCCGAAGGAGUUUCGUAAGAUUCUAGUGCAGCACAUCACCCAUUCGGUUGAAGACCAUCGGGGGAAGAGAGCCCCCAAAGGGGAGUUGCGAGUUGUUCCGAACAUUCCCGGCGGUUGGUUUGCGCGGGGUUCGGAAGGUUUGUUCAUAAAUCUGAGGUUUGUGAAGUUCGCUUUGUUCUCAACUCUGGAUGAGCAUGUUAUGGAGCAGGCGUUAAGAAUCGCUGACGGAAAUAUUAUGGUGAAGAAAUUUGUACACGAAACCAGUUUUGAGCUAACGGCGAACAAAAACGAAUCGCUCGAAUCGGAGAUGAAGCUUGAUGAAUUGAAGAUGGAAGUGGAGAAAAUGAGUCGACUAUUGACUAGAUUAGUUCCGCAGGUCACUCCAUCAGCGGUUAAAGUUUUGCCAACUAGGUCAAAGAAGCAACGAGUUGUGAAGAUGCCGAAAAUCGACGAAAAACCCGAAGAAGGAGAUUUUCGGAACGUUGUCGGAUUGACAAAAGCCGUUGUUAAAUUCAAACGAAACAAAAGGAAGCGAUUCAAUAAACAAAGUUAGA